AUGAGCGGUCGCGGGGACGAGGCCGGGGAGAGCUCUGGCUCCCAGGAGCCCGCUGGGGCCGCGGAGCCCCAGAAGAGGAGGCCGGGGAGACCGAGGAAGCCCCCCAAAGAGCCAAGUGGAGAGCCUGUCCCCAAGCGACCAAGGGGCCGUCCCAAAGGAAGUAAGAACAAGGGCCCCUCCAAGGCAGCGCAGAAGAAAGCCGAGGGAACUGGGGUGAAAAGACCCAGAGGACGUCCCAGGAAAUGGGUCCUGUCCUCUAUAUGUGCAGGUGCUGAGAUGCCGACCAGCUGA
This is a messenger RNA of Limanda limanda (common dab), 291 nucleotides long. RefSeq names its product high mobility group AT-hook 2 (gene hmga2). NCBI's taxonomy places the organism in Eukaryota, Metazoa, Chordata, Actinopteri, Pleuronectiformes, Pleuronectidae. The transcript has 4 exons. Gene Ontology annotation, cellular component: nucleus; chromatin. Gene Ontology annotation, biological process: regulation of DNA-templated transcription. The record is from RefSeq and is a predicted model, not a curated record. Gene Ontology annotation, molecular function: DNA binding; transcription coregulator activity. Bases 1 to 291 code for a protein of 96 amino acids.